This is a messenger RNA of Xenopus laevis (African clawed frog), 4953 nucleotides long. RefSeq names its product prickle planar cell polarity protein 2 L homeolog (gene prickle2.L). Gene Ontology annotation, cellular component: plasma membrane. Gene Ontology annotation, molecular function: zinc ion binding. The record is from RefSeq and is a predicted model, not a curated record. The transcript is spliced from 8 exons. NCBI's taxonomy places the organism in Eukaryota, Metazoa, Chordata, Amphibia, Anura, Pipidae. The coding region runs from base 698 to 3199 and encodes 833 amino acids.
UGAGCCGGGGCCAGUGACAAUUGAGAGUGUCCCAGAGUCGACUCUCGCUUGCUGACAUCACUGGGAGUCAUUAGUAUUCAGGAGAUGGGAAGGCUGCUACAGAAUAGGAUCCUGACUCACAGAGAGAGCUGACAAUUAAACUUGAUGGGGAUGAAUAUUUCCUUUACAAGAUUUUGGAGAGCAAAUUGGACCUGACGCUUUGCUACAAAGGGUCAUUUGGAAGAGAGUGUUGGAUUUGUUGGGACUGAAAAAAAAAAAGGGAAGAGGGUAACAACAAAAAGCUGGGGUUCUAAAAAGAGACCCUUUAAACAGCAGCACAGCCUUCUCUCCAAAGAGGGCAGGAAUCACUGUUGUACUGUUGAUGCUUUCCAACAGCACAUUCCCUCUCAGCCAGCAGUAUGCUCCGUGUGCGGGGCUAUUCGGAGAGGCUUUGACAAAAGCGGCUGCUCAUUUCUACAGAAAGACAAUCUCCCUGGGUCUGUCAUGCUGGGACAGGAGAGGUAACCCCCUUGUGUUCCUUUGCACAGCCGAGAUGUUUGUUGUGCCGGCGACAUGGAAAAGAGAAUCAAACUGUAAAAACUAAGCAGCUCACGGAUCUGGCAGCAACUCCCUGCAGCCUGGGGUCUUCGGCUGUACCGGGAAUAGGAAGAUUUGUCUGCAUUGUAAGUGCCCGCGGGAGGAACACAGCGCCACGGCAAUGCCCCUGGAAAUGGAGAAAACUAUGAACAAGCUGAUGUUUGACUUUCAGAGGAAUUCCACCUCCGAUGACGACUCCGGUUGCGCCCUGGAAGAAUACGCCUGGAUUCCUCCCGGACUGAAACCAGAACAGGUUCACCAGUAUUAUAGCUGCUUACCAGAUGAUAAAGUUCCUUACGUCAAUAGCCCCGGAGAAAAAUCCAGAAUAAAACAACUUCUGCACCAGCUGCCUCCGCAUGACAAUGAGGUCCGGUAUUGCAAUUCGUUAGAUGAAGAGGAAAAGCGAGAGCUGAAACUGUUUAGCAACCAAAGAAAAAGAGAGAAUUUAGGAAGAGGCAACGUCCGACCUUUCCCAGUAACCAUGACUGGUGCCAUCUGUGAGCAGUGUGGUGGUCAGAUCAAUGGAGGGGACAUGGCUGUCUUUGCAUCGAGAGCAGGGCAUGGAGCAUGUUGGCACCCUCAGUGCUUUGUGUGCAUCAUCUGCAAUGAAUUGCUGGUUGACCUUAUCUACUUCUACCAAGAUGGAAAGAUCUACUGCGGCAGGCACCACGCUGAGUGUCUGAAGCCUAGGUGUGCGGCAUGUGAUGAGAUUAUUUUUGCAGAUGAAUGCACAGAAGCCGAAGGAAGACAUUGGCACAUGAAGCACUUUUGUUGUUUUGAAUGUGAAACGGUACUGGGGGGCCAACGGUAUAUCAUGAAAGAAGGACGUCCGUACUGUUGUAACUGCUUCGAGUCUCUCUAUGCCGAAUACUGCGACACGUGUGCACAACAUAUAGGUAUCGACCAGGGACAAAUGACCUAUGAUGGCCAACACUGGCAUGCAACCGAGAACUGUUUCUGUUGCGCACACUGUAAAAAAUCCCUGCUGGGACGGCCUUUCCUACCCAAACAAGGGCAGAUUUUCUGCUCCAGAGCAUGCAGUGUGGGAGAAGAUCCAAAUGGCUCGGACUCUUCAGAUUCCGCCUUUCAAAAUGCAAGAGCAAAGGAAUCCCGGCGUAGUGCUAAGAUCGGAAAGAACAAAGGAAAGCUCGAGGAUGGCAACAUGAACCAGUGUGGCCCCUUACAUGUGGCUUCUAACAGACUUUCUGCUGAUGUGGACCCCCUUUCUAUGCAGAUGGAUUUGCUAAGUGUAUCUAGUCAGAAUCCAAGCUUAAACAGGGAUCAGCUAUGGAGGAGCAGAGAUGAGCUCUACCACUAUGGCAACAAGAUUGAGAGAAGCCAGUCCCAGAGUCCUUUGCAACUUCUCAGUCAGUGCAACAUAAGGACUUCUUAUAACACUGGCCAGGGGGCUGGGGCCCAGUCUGAUAUGUGGGCAAAACAUUUCAACAACCAGAAAAGAAGCCUGUCCAUGAUGGGCCACAGUGAAAGCUUCUCUCAGGAAAGCAGGGAAGACUAUUAUCAAGGCAGGGUGAGGCAACAGGAGAGCUUCAGCGAUGCGUCCAACCACAGUUUCAACGAGGCGAGAUCCAGUCUCAGAGUUCCCAAGUUUGAGGAAAAGAAGCAGAUGAACUCACAGCAGUGUCGAUCCAGGCAUCCAAUCAAUGCACUUAAAUUCACUGAAGGGUUGACCCCUACGGAGCAAACUCCCCGCGGAUCAAUGGAAUCUCUUGCCCUCUCCAAUGCCACAGGUGCAUCUGCAGAUGGGGGUCCUAAACGUCAGGAACAUCUGUCUCGAUUUUCCAUGCCAGACCUGAGCAAAGAUUCUGGGAUGAAUGUUUCCGAAAAACUGAGCAACAUGGGAACGUUAAACUCCUCUUCUCAGUUCCGGAGCGUCGAGUCCGUCCGAAGCCUGCUGUCUGCGCAACAGUAUCAAGAUCUGGCUCCGAAUCUCAGCGACUUGGCAAGUUCAGGCAAAUACAGGGACCUUCCACCCCAUUCAAGGCUACACCAUGGAUUUACAUUUGAUGCCGGGAUGUCCAUGAAUGAAUUAACUGCACAGAAUAAUAUAAAAAUGACCCCGAUGAGUGAGAGGACAAGAAGGAGAACUCAAGUCCGUGAUAAUGAGCAACACUAUCGACAUCAUCGCCAGAGAAGGUCAAGGCGUUCCCGUUCUGAUAACGCCCUCCACUUGGCCAGUGAGCAGUGUAAUAAAAUCAAGGAGAAGCCACUAGCGAGAACUAGGGAGGAAUAUGAGCGGCUCAUGCAACAGAGGGGCGUUAGGGAUUCCAUGGAUCAAGCCGUUCGAAGAGAAAUGUACAACCGUUAUCAAAAGACUGCUUCCGACCUUGCUUUACAAAACCAUCUCUAUGACAGAUGGGGGCAGCACAUGAACGACCAAGACUGGUGUUCCACCUGCUCCUCCUCUUCAGAGUCUGACAAUGAAGGAUAUUUCUUAGGAGAACCAAUUCCGCAGCCUACCAGACUGAGAUAUGUCACCAGCGAGGACCUUAUCCAUCAGUACGGCCAAUGCUCUGGAGGCAUACCUAAGUCUUCCACAUUAGGUGGCCGAGGACAAUUGCACAGCAGAAAAAGGCGAAAAAGCAAAAAUUGCAUCAUCUCCUAGAAUUGGAUUGCACCGACCCAGAAAUGCACACGAACAACACACACGCAGACUUGCACUGGUCUACAUUGUGAACUUUUAUUUUACACCAAAUUAGACAAGUGCAAAAUCCCUUUAUUUAAUUCUUCCGAUUGAGGUGGAACAUCAAAGUCUAAAUUAAAAAAACAGAGUUGAGUAAUCUUGAUCAGAUGCCCCAAACCCUCGGGUCUGCACCUUUUCACUUGGAUGUACUGUAAGUGCCUCGUGUAAUUGCUUCUUGAGCUCUGCGUGUAGCCAACUUCAAAGCGGGAGAUGGUAGAACCAGUUAAUUGGAGAAUCACCUUCUCGUGGGCUUUGUGGAACUGUAGCCAAUCAGAGCUCACGCAUUUCAAAAGCUGACAGAGCCAACUGCAACAAGAGCAUUUACAAGAUGAAACAAUCCAAUGAAUUUCACAAAUCAAAUCUGUGUAGAACCUUAUUUUUGCCACUGACCGACCAAUAUAAAGUUCAGGAGGCCUGUAGAAUAAAUAAGCCCCAUUAUUGUUAAUAUUUUCCUUUUUUUUCAAUUUUUUAAUUUGCACAUUUCACUUUGGAAAGCAACUCUCCCUUUGCUUCUUACCCCGUUCAGUCCGCCAAUAUAACUACAUAACUGCCAGGCUUCUGUACAGACCCAACACGUUCUCCAGAUUGAAUGUACGCUGUAUCCAAAUGUGCGCUGCUUGCCUGUAUCAUUCUAUAAUAGACCUCAGCGCUUGUUCUUACUUUUUUUUUUUUCCGUUUGCCACUCCUAUUUUUAAGUAUUUUAUUUCCUCGACAAAAAAAAAAGAAAGAAAGAAAGAAACGCUAAUGCUUUAAGUUAUUUACGCUCUCAUUGUAAAUGGUAUGUAAAUGAAAGUUCUGAUAAACUAUUUUUGUAUUUUGUAAUAUCAAAAAUGAGUUUCUAUGUUUUAGGAUUAUAGAGAUAUAUGUAUAUAUAUCGGAUCUGCAUGCCCGGCUCAUACGUUCUCUGGUUGGUUUUGAUGGCAAACUCUUUGUUUCAAAAAUUUGUUUGCAAAUUGUGUAAUUUAUACAUUGAGGAGAGGUUGACUUUGGCUUUUACUAGUUGGAUCUCUUCACCCUGCAUGGAGAGAGUUUGGCUUGGCAGGUAUGAUUUAUUAAGUCUAGCACCUUAAAUAUUUAAAUAUGUAGGUAUAUAUAUAUACUGUAUACACACAUAAUACAAGGUGAUUUCAGGCAACAUAACCUGGCACAAUUUCAGGCCGUUCUUCAGAAAAUUACCAAAGGACACUCAAAUUUCUAUCCAGCAUUGGAAUAAGACACCGACAUCAAAAUAGAGAAUUAACUUAGGAAUCCUGUUUGAGCGAGUGGAACACUAAUUCAUGUAUAAUGCUUCAGUCUUCCCGGCCAAAGGCUUUCUGGCUCUGCCUCUAUCUGGCAAUUUAUUUUUCUCCCUCUCUUAGGGUUUAUAUUAAGGAAACAGUCUAUUACUUGACCUAGUUUGUGGGUUUUGGAGUCUAAAAACUAUAGCAGCUUCAUUCCUCCCAUUAUAAAACAUUGCUAUCAAAUCUUUUUUUCUCUUGCGAGAUUCAAGAGGAUACACCAAUCAGAAUCCACCGAUGAGAAUCCAUGUUACCUGACCCACAUACAGGUACCAGGACCUGUAAUCCAGAAUGCUCAGGACCUGGAAUUUUCCAGAUAAGGGAUAUUUCCAUAAUUUGGAUAAGUCUGCUAGAAAUAUAUCAUUUAAAUAUUAACAAUAUUUAAAUAUUAAAAAAAUA